UUUUACUAUUUUUUUCUUUAUAUAUUUCCUUUUUUCAGAGGUUAUGUAUCAUUCUCUUAUUUAAGGUUAUUCUUCUAUUUAGAAUUAUACCAUAAGGCUAUCUUCUGAUAAUAUUUUUUAUAUUAUUAUAAAUUUAAAAUUAUGACAACUAUGUGUAAAGACAAAACACAAGAAACUUUGCAGAAAGAAGAACUUCAACUACUAACUAAAUCAGAAUUGAUAGAAAGGAUAGUAAAUUUAGAAAAAGAAAACAAACAAUUAAAGACUGUAACUAAUGAAAAAAAUGAAAAAUCAAAGAAUAAUGAUAUUAUUCGUAAAUCACAAAAACCAUUUGACUUUUCAAAAUCUAACAAAAGACAUAUUUUGUUAAAAUUUUAUUAUCUUGGAUGGGAUUAUAAUGGUUUUGUUGUACAAGAGAGUAUUGAUAAUACAAUAGAAGAACAUUUAUUUGAAGCAUUAAUAAAAAGUUGUUGUAUAGAGUCACGUGAAACAUCAAAUUAUCAUAGAUGUGGAAGAACAGACAAAGGUGUUAGUUCAUUUUCACAAGUAAUUUCUUUGGAUAUAAGGAGUAAACUAAAUCCAGAAGACCAAUAUAAAUUAGAGGAUGAACUUCCAUAUUGCAAAAUAUUAAAUAGAUUACUUCCAUCUAACAUAAGAUGCAUUGCAUGGUGUCCAGUACCUAAUGAUUUUUCAGCAAGAUUUAAUUGUAAAUUUAGAACUUACAAGUACUUUUUUCCAAGAGGAAAUUUAAAUAUAGAUGCUAUGAAUAAGGCUGUUAAAUAUAUUAUAGGAGAGCAUGACUUUCGAAAUAUUUGUAAAAUGGAUGUUGCUAAUGGAGUUACUAAUUAUAUAAGAAAAGUUAUUAAUGCAGAAGUAUGUAUGUAUCGCCAAGAUUUUAGAAAUAUUUCAGGAUAUGAUAUGUAUCAAUUAAUUAUAACAAGUCAAGCAUUUCUAUGGCAUCAAAUUCGUUGCUUAAUGGGUGUUUUAUUUCUUAUCGGUGAAGGAAAAGAAGAGGCUGAAAUUAUGUUAGAGCUUUUAGAUAUUGAAAAUUGUCCUAAAAAACCACAAUAUAAUUUAGCUCAUGAAAUACCAUUAAAUCUUUGGUAUUGUGAGUAUGAUGCUAAAGAAUGGUAUAUUCAUAAAGAUGAAUUAUUCAAUACAAUAAAACUUUUACAAAAAGAUUGGACUUUAAAUACAGUAAGAUCAAUAAUGAUUGAAAACAUGUUAUUGGAAUUAGAAAAUUCAAUCAAUUACAAAAAUAUGUUUUUUCAAAGUGAAUGCUUAUUACUUGGAGUACAAUCUAAAGUGUAUCAACAUUUAAUGAAACGACCCACAUGUGAAAGCUUGGAAAGUAAAAUAAAACACUAUGAAACUAAAAAAAAGAAAAAGGAAUAA
This is a messenger RNA of Apis laboriosa (Himalayan honeybee), 1395 nucleotides long. Its product is annotated as tRNA pseudouridine(38/39) synthase. The record is from RefSeq and is a predicted model, not a curated record. Gene Ontology annotation, biological process: tRNA pseudouridine synthesis; mRNA pseudouridine synthesis. Gene Ontology annotation, cellular component: nucleus; cytoplasm. The coding region runs from base 142 to 1395 and encodes 417 amino acids. Gene Ontology annotation, molecular function: pseudouridine synthase activity; RNA binding. Lineage: Eukaryota; Metazoa; Arthropoda; Insecta; Hymenoptera; Apidae. The transcript is spliced from 7 exons.